Frankliniella occidentalis (western flower thrips) is the source of this 1059-nucleotide messenger RNA. RefSeq lists its product as uncharacterized. The record is from RefSeq and is a predicted model, not a curated record. The transcript is spliced from 3 exons. Lineage: Eukaryota; Metazoa; Arthropoda; Insecta; Thysanoptera; Thripidae. The coding region runs from base 21 to 1001 and encodes 326 amino acids.
GUGGUGCUAUGGAGUAAAUAAUGCAAUGUAAUAAUAAAAAUUUGCAAUUUACAGAAGAAGAUGAUGUAGUUUACUGGGAGAAGAUAGAGGUUGACAUCGAUGGAAUGAGAAACAUGGGUGAUCCUUCUUUUCAACGGCAUUACAGAUUGUCGAAAGCAACUUUUGAGGUGCUUUUGGAGACUCUGGCUAAUUACAUGAUGGACACAGGAAGAAUAAUUCGAGUAAGGAACCGUCUUGAUGUGCCCCUAUUGAUGACACUACGGAUCUUAGCCAAUCCUGAUACCUUCAGAAGUGUGGCGUUGCAUUUUGGAGUCUUACCUGGUUCUGUCCACGAAAACUACUCCAUUAUAAUUGAAUGUCUCAGGGAGAUGGCUCCCAUCUACAUCAAGUGGCCAGAUGCUCAAGAGAGAGAACACAUUAGUAGCGUAUUUGAAGCGUAUUCUGGUUUUCCUGGUGUUGUGGGUGUCAUCGAUGGCACUCACAAUGUAAUUACUGCACCAAGUCAGCAGGCAGAGAGAUAUAGAAACAGAUACAAAACCUACAGCUUUAAUACAAUGGCUGUGUGCGAUCACAAUCUUCUGAUUAGAGACUUGCAUGUAGGGGAAGUAGGAAGCCUGCAUGACUCUAGAGUAUUCAGGCGCAGCCCUCUCUUCAGGAAGCUGCUAGAAGAUGAUAAUGAUGAAUUAUUGCAAUAUGAUCAACACAUACUUGGAGACAAAGCCUAUGCUCUAAUGGACAGUGUGAUGGUCCCUUUUAAAAAUUUGGGAAAUUUAACUGCAGAAGAGCGGGCAUACAAUCAUUCACUCUGCAAGUCAAGGGUGCGCAUCGAGCAUGCCUUUGGCAAAUCAUUUGGCCAAUGGCGGAGAAUGAAACAUCUAGAAUCAGCCAAUGUUGAGAUAGCAGUGGAUCAUAUAACUGCAUGCUUUGUUUUGCACAACUUUAUGAUAUUGAAUGGAGAGAAGCUACUUACUGGUAGGAUGACCUUUCAAAAAGUAACUUGAUAAUGCAAGUAUAAUUUAUAGUGGAGGGAACCUUAAUGAACCUUGUUUCUUUACAGGA